AUGCCACGGCCCGUCAAGCCUCCUAUGACCCUGAAGGAGGCUAAACGGGCUCACAAGAAAGAUGACACUGGCUUCCGGUACACUGCUUCACAGAUGGCACGCGCUGAUCGCCAGGACGCACAAGAAGAAAAACGCCGGAAAGCUUUGGACAAGGAGAGGACCAAAAAGGACAACAAACGCAAACGGGAAGAGAAAGCAGACAGAGACCGCGCUGUCAAGCAGAAGAUGCUGGAUGAAGGACGCAUCACCAUUGAAGACACUUGGGGUAAAGUGGCUGCCAGUCAACCACGAUUGAAUAAGUUCUUUGCCCAACCACGGACAAAGCAUCCGCCACCUUCGCGUCUGUCUCGCAACACUGCCGUAAACUCUGGAGAUGACGCGCCGGAUGGCAUUUGGGAUGGAUUGCAGUCUGAAACUGAGGACGACGCUGAUAGUAGGGAGCGGGUGGAGAUGACGGAAGAGAUCGGUGCGCAACAAGACAUUGGUGCACCAGAUGCCCUUCCAGCCUUGGAGCCACCCUCACAAGCAGUCUCGAUCACAAAGUCUCUCGAUGCAAGACAGUCAUUAAACCAUCCCAGGCAGCGCCCUCGAUUAUCAUCACCUCUCCAAGAGCAGCGUUCGUCACAAAUAAAUUCAAGGGCUGGACGUUUCCCCCACGCCUCGCCUACUUCAGCAAAUUAUCCAAAGGUUCUAGAACCACAGAAGAGCCUAACCACAGUAAAUAAAUCUACAACAUUGCAAAAUCAUUUGCACACUUCUCUGCCGAGCAUCAAGGUGACCAAAUCCAUCAACUCUACUCCAACGAAAAGAAAUGACGGCACGAAACACCUACCACGUGCUGGAAGGCAUUCAUUGAUUCCUGCAGCACCUCAAUAUCAUAAAGGACUGGAAACGGUGGGUCAUAAAUCGGCCAUUGCUGAGAAUAACCGUCGUGUUGAGGAAGAUUUCACUGAUGGCAUUGAUGAUAACGAAUUCUUGCUGCUCUGUGAUGGUCAAACCACUGCGCCCAAUGAAAAUGCUGUUUCCAUCUCUCCAUUCAAGGACACAAAUACAGAAAUUUUGCCAUCUACGCCUUCCAAUGGACAUACAACUUCUACGAUCGAGCUUUCACAUCCAGGGUUUGCUGUCAAGGAUAAACCGAAGCAUACAACUCCCCUCAGCGAUGACCUUACGACGGAACCUGUACCAUCGGUAUUGAACGAAAGCUUCAGUGCCGUAUUCAACGAGAUUGACGACUCUGAGAUGAUAGCCUUUGCUGAACAAGUCGAGGCCGAGAUGGUAGCUUCUGGUCAAAGCUGUUCAACAACAAUGAAACAAGUACCGAAACCUCCCCUAGCAGCAUCUAGUAAUCAACCAUUUCAGGAAAAGACUUCAAAGGGAUCUACCGCAUCUAAAAACAAGAACUCACAUACUUUUUUGAAAGACACCAAGGUCACUCCCAUGAAACGUCCGCUGCCACAAAACGUUCAAGAGCCACGGCGUCAGACAAAAGUGGCAAAUCCAUCCACCAACAACCAGUCGGCUACCCCCAUAGUCGCUACGAAACCAAAUUCGACUGCUGCCUCGAAAGCAGAGCCAUCAAAACCACUACAAGUCAAGACUAAAAGACGCCGCGCUAUGCCUUGGGAUGACAUUGAGGGCCCAGGACCUUCGACACAAGCCGUCAUACUGGAGCUUUUAGAAGAAGCUGAAGCAAAGAUGAAGAGAUAA
Messenger RNA from Exophiala bonariae, 1710 nucleotides. RefSeq lists its product as uncharacterized. The transcript has a single exon. NCBI's taxonomy places the organism in Eukaryota, Fungi, Ascomycota, Eurotiomycetes, Chaetothyriales, Herpotrichiellaceae. The record is from RefSeq and is a predicted model, not a curated record. The coding region runs from base 1 to 1710 and encodes 569 amino acids.